This is a messenger RNA of Lizanozyma spartinae, 1392 nucleotides long. RefSeq lists its product as uncharacterized. Gene Ontology annotation, biological process: transmembrane transport. The transcript has a single exon. Gene Ontology annotation, cellular component: membrane. Gene Ontology annotation, molecular function: transmembrane transporter activity. Bases 1 to 1392 code for a protein of 463 amino acids. The record is from RefSeq and is a predicted model, not a curated record. NCBI's taxonomy places the organism in Eukaryota, Fungi, Ascomycota, Pichiomycetes, Serinales, Debaryomycetaceae.
AUGGGAGCAUUUGUAUUCUCCCUCAUAAGUUGUCUUGCCGGCGGGUCAAUACUAUUGUUUUCGCUCUUUGGUACUUCACUCCAUGACAGUUUAGGACUUCUGUAUGUGGAAAUCAACUUCAUAGCUUCAUUAAGUGCAUUUGGCAUGUAUUUGUGUCUUCCCAUCUUGGGGUAUCUUAGCGAUGUCUACGGGCCAGCCUUAUUGAGUUUGAUCUCGGUAUGGUUCUUUUGUCCCUCGUACUUGAUCAAUCUGUAUUUGGUUUCUGUACUGUUGGGCCAGAAAUUGGAUCAUUCUCUUGUAACUAAGUUGAGUUGUUCGUUUUGUCUUAUUGGCUUGGCUACUUCUGCAUUAUACUUUUCAAGCUUGUUGACCUGUGCUAAGAUUUAUCCGAAACGAAAGGGUUUGGCUAUUAGUUUGCCUGUUUCCUGUUAUGGGUUAUCGAGUUUUAUUGGCUCUCAAUUACUUAAACUUGACUACUUUCAGUUACCUGAUCAAGGGGGGACCCUUGAUUUGGUUCGAACUUUUAGUUUUUUUGGCUGGAUGUAUUUACUCAUUGGAGUAUUCCAAACCAUAACCAGUGCCCUUGUCAAUUUGGAAAUGGAGAUCAUCGUAACCGACGAAGAGUCGCCAUUGAUGAACGAUAUCGAAACUCAAGAGGCCUCUAAUUUGAGUUUGAUUCCAUCAAGAGAAAUCGUCGAACCGGAAAAUCAUUAUAAUCGAUUCGUAACUUUCCUCAAAGACAAAUCUGCUUGGGUACUUCUUGUAUCUUUGAUUUUCAAUAUUGGACCUUUAGAAAGCUACCAAAAUAACUUGGGAAGCGUCCUUCGAAUCACCACUAACGCUCAUGGUGUUGCUUCCAAUUUAUCCAACCAAUUGAGCGUCUCAGCUUCAAGCUCUACUGUCCUUCGUCUUGCUACAGGUUGGCUCAGUGAUUACAUCUCCCAUUCCGACCGCAAAUACCCCAUAAGUCGCAUGUGGCUUCUAAUCAUUAUUGUCAUGUUGGGCGGGUUGGGCCAAUGGGCUCUGAUAUAUUACUAUUACUAUGCCCAAUCCGAUUCAUAUUGGUUUGUCAGUAUGGUCAACGGUGGAGCCUAUGGAGGGAUAUUCACUUUAUAUCCUACGGUUAUAGCCUCUAUUUGGGGAGUGGAUCUAUUAGGCUCCACUUGGGGCUCCUUCAUGGUAGCCCCUGCUAUUGGGUCCAUAAUUUAUUCACUUUCAUAUGGGAACCAAGUGGAUGGUCAUUGUGUUUCCAUUAAAGGACAAAAUUUAAUCGGGCAAUAUUGUUUGAGUCAGUAUUUCAAGAUAAGUGGUUUAAGUAUGAUGUUUAGUGUACUUUUGUUGAUCAUUGCUUGGAGAAGAUAUUGGGUUUCUCGAGGUUUUUCCGUCUUUUAA